Molecule: messenger RNA, 961 nt
Organism: Hermetia illucens (black soldier fly)
Lineage: Eukaryota; Metazoa; Arthropoda; Insecta; Diptera; Stratiomyidae
Exons: 2
Coding region: 51-890 (279 amino acids)
Source: RefSeq, a predicted model, not a curated record
UUCAACAAAUUGCAUUUAUUAAUUUCCAGGACGGUAGUGAAUAUUUGACCAUGAGGUUUUUCAUAUUAUUCACUGUCAUUGCAGUUUCAUUGCAGAUUGGUGAAGCAUGCGGAGGCCGUUCCAAACGCCAGUCAGUUCCGGUGAUACCAAUUAGUACACCAGAAAACCCUAUAUUCGAUAUAUCACCAGCUUUAAAUAUUAUUGAAUCCGCACAGAGGUCAUUCUUGUCAGCCCUUGAGAGUCUCGCUACUGUUGGUUAUAAUGCUACCGAGGGAAUCGUCAAUCAACUACGCAAUCUACGAAGUUCUUUCAGUAAAACAUUAACGUCCCAUCUCAACCAAGCUAUAGAAAAUAUGAAAAUGGUUAUUAACGGAACUCGGGAUGCUGUUGAGAAUGCCAUCCAAAAUUCUGAAAAUCGAUUGCUCUCCUUAGAGAAACAGGCCCAAAAAAUUGCUGCAUGUGCAUCGGCUAAUAUAUCUGAUACCAGAAAUGCAAUCCGAGAUGCAAAGGAUAUUGGUUACAAUUGCCUUGCAAAUAAACUCAAUGAAGGCAUCGAACAGUUCAAUGGAUUGGUUGAAAAUCUGACCAAGCAAGGAACUACCCUUUUCAGUAUACCAGAUCAAAUCAAUACCUGUAACCGACGACAGUCAGGAAUAUUGGAUGUGGUCGGAGCUAUAAAUAGAACCAACUGUUUAGCAAAUAUUCCAGUUAAAGUGAAUUCGGAUGCUGCUCAGUUCUUUAGCACCAUUACCGGGUCUGUGAGGGACGCUGCAUUAUAUGCCAACUCGAUUCCAACAGCUGCUUCUCAAUGCGCAAUUAACGCUGUUGGUACUAUUGACAGAUUCGUAAGGAAUAUGGUAGAUUAUGUAGCCAACUGCUCAAGAAACUAGGAGAGGUAGUAGUGCGGGGAGAUUUGCCUCUUCCUUCUAUAUGGAUGAAAAUAAAUUGUCUAUUCAAAUAA